CUUGAGUUGUUUGUUUGCCUUUCUGCAUUUGUUACUUGGGCUGUGCGAGCAUCCUUUGGAAAAAGAGGAAAGAUCAGAAUCGCUGUCUAUCAAAUUGUCAACCUCUCUUCCUGGUGUCCCACCCGCAGUCUCCCAGACAGAUUUGUUUGUUACCUGAGCCCCUCUGCAGUGAGCAACCUGAGCAGGGAUGAUUCUUUGAGCUUGGCCCAGAAGAUCAGUAAGAGCUGCACCUUGAACACAACGCUUGGAAAAAUAAAGGGAAAAGGAGCUCCUUCCUCCCUGACAACAGAGGAACUGCAGGCUGUAUCUUCUUUGUUGAGGAAUGUUGAGCGUUUCACUCCUGCGGUGCUGCGGGUGUUGGGCCAGAUUGCUGUUGGGCUGUCUGUAUCUGACAUUGAAAAUAAGAUCAGUGGGGAAGACCUGGAAGCAUCAAUUCCUACCCUGGGUAAAGUUCGUGGCUGGAAUGCUGACCAGUCCAGUGCUAUUAUCAACAAACUGCUCAACUCUGGCUAUCAGAUUUCUUCUGGACAGAGCUUGGCAAAGCUAGGGAGCUUGGUGGCUGGCCUCAACAGCAGCACGCUUCGAAGCCUGCCUCCAGAAGUGAUCUUGGAAGCCAUUAAGUUGCCUGAGUUUGUUAAGCAAAUAGCAGCCCUGCCCUCUCCUCUGAAGAGGAUAUUUGUGGAAAAGAUUUCUUCCAGUGUAAGCAACCCAGCUGACCUGGUUAAGCUUAUCCCUGGUGCUCUGGCCAGUUACAUUCCAAAAUCAUUGCUUAUUUUUGAGGAUGAGAAGCUCAGCAUUGAGGAUCUCAACAGUAAAAUGUGGACCCGAGAGCAGGCUGCCAUGUUUUUCAGAGAUGUGAUAAAGACAGAGCCUGACUUCAGCAGGCUUUCCCAGUCAGUCCUUCAAGGCUACACAUGUGCAGUUGCCAAUGAAAUGGAACCAGAGAGAGUUCAGGAGCUGGCCAAAGUCAUGAAGAGGAAGAAUGUCAAACUAGGAGCAGACCAGCUGAGUUGCUUAGUGAAGAUGGUGAUGCUGCGUGGGAUUCCUAAGGACUUGGAUAGCUAUCCUAAUGACCUGUUGCUAUUUUUAAGGCCUUCAGACUAUGCAGCAACAGGAAGCUGUAAGCAGUACUUUGCUAAUGUUGGGAAAGCAAGUCUUGAUCUUCUGCAAAGAGAGUCGUCAGAGCGCAGACAGCUGCUGCUGGAAGCUUUAGCGUGCUUGAAAAUUCCAGGCACACAAGUAAACAAGGAAAAUGCAAAGAUUCUGGGUCAUCUGGUCUGUGACCUGGGUGGAGAAUACAUUAGAAGUUCUGCUGGGGCUUUGUUGAAGGAAUUAAGCCAGUGUGAAUCUUUCCUGCCUGAUCAAGAAGAGGCUAUUAGGAGUGUGAUCAGCAGUGGCAACACUACAUUUGGGCCUCCUCAAGCAUGGUCAGCGUCUACCUUGAAUGAGCUCACAGGGUUGAUUCCUGUGUUGGAUCACAGCAUCUGGCAGAAGGUCCCCAAGAACGUUCUAACUUUUUGGCUGAAGAACUUUGCACGUGAUUCACGUCUGUCAAGAGCACAGCUGGCCACCAUUGUUGAAGAACUCUUGCCUUCUAGACAGAAGCGUGAUGUUGGUUGCCCAGGUGAGCUGAGGAUAACAGAGACGGUUCUUAAUAAUGAUCUGAUGCCUAUUUACUAUACACCUGAGGAGCUGCGUGCUUGCCUGAAGAACGUCUCUGUAACGAAUGACUUCCUUCAGAUCCUGGACUACCCCUUCAGUAAUGAGCAAUUGGCUGUGCUGAAGGAGAAGCUGGAUGAGACAUAUCCUGAUGGAUAUCCUGACAGUCUGCUCCCAAAACUGGGCCGCCUUACUUCUUUAAUCACCACGAAGGAUAUUAGCAAAUGGAAGAUAACUUCAGCUGACAUGCUGGCUGCCUUGCUAGAGCUUGACCUGCAAAAUGAACAGGCUGUUGCUGUGAUCAGUCGAUACGUUGCCUUGGGAAAUCCCUUGAAUGCCACUGCACUGAAUGCAAUUAAUCCAAAAUACUUGUGCACUCUGAAUGCGACCUUGCUGAAUAUGAUAGACCCCAACAGCCUGAAACUGGCAUCCCUGGAUCCUUCAGCCUGUUCACAGCUUACAAAAGACAUCCUGUAUGCUAAAGCAAAACGUGCUUUCUCAGACCAGCACUAUUUACGUUCCUACUAUACGCUUAUUGAGCCUUACCUAGGAGGUGCUCCUGGUGAGGAUCUCAGAGCUCUGAGCAAGAACAAUGUGAACAUGAAUGUUGAUACGCUGGUGAAUUUGAGAAGAGACGCUUUGAUGAGCCUGACACCUGCUGAGGUUAAGGACUUGCUGGGGAUAAAUCUACAUGAUCUGUCAAAUUGGCGGAACAAGUCUCCCAUCCAGGAAUGGGCCCAAAGACAGAAGCAAACAGAACUGGAUAAACUGGGCGUUGGGCUCACGGGGGGAACACAAGAAGGCUAUAUAAACAUCGUCACGCCGAAGUUUCAGCCACCAUCCUCAGCCUCUUUUGGUACCGAGGCCAUGAUGCUCCACCUCCUGCCUGCUCUGCUUCUCAGUUUCCUGAUGAUGUCGAUCUUGUCUUGAAAAUCUUCCCUUGGAUAGAGCACGAUGAGGUGGACCAGUGUGUGACCUGCUCAGAGCCUGCUGGGGAGUGCUGGGCCAGGGGGUGAGGGGUGCUCAGUGCAUGCAGGCAGCUGCUGUGUGGUUCUGUGCUCAUUGCUAGGUACUUUUCUUUUUCAAAUCAAUAGAAAAAAAUUAGUGUUCUGUUGGAACUGAAACUUUCAGACAAUUCAGAGCAGGAUCCCUUUUUGCCUUUUGUACAAACCAAGCCAAGGUGAUACACAUCCCUUUUACUGCAACGCAACAGCCUUCAAUAUUUUACUGUGCAACCGUGGUGGGUUUAGGGGUGAGCAAAUCUGCUGUUCUGCAUGUUACUGAUUGCAUUUCUCAGAACCUGAUGUCUUGGCACUGCCAGGCCCUCUGAGUGGGUGUAAAACUUUCCAGCUGGUUCUAAAGAAAUUGUGGAGCUAAGUAAAAAUGCCAGAAGCAAAAUAGUAACUGCUGUUGUCUUCAUUCACAUUGCCUGCACUGCAGUGGCUGUGGGUACUAGAUCAAAUGAAAUGGCU
Molecule: messenger RNA, 3131 nt
Organism: Phasianus colchicus (ring-necked pheasant)
Lineage: Eukaryota; Metazoa; Chordata; Aves; Galliformes; Phasianidae
Gene: MSLN
Product: mesothelin
Biological process (GO): cell-matrix adhesion
Cellular component (GO): cell surface
Source: RefSeq, a predicted model, not a curated record